Molecule: messenger RNA, 7161 nt
Organism: Hylaeus volcanicus
Lineage: Eukaryota; Metazoa; Arthropoda; Insecta; Hymenoptera; Colletidae
Product: zinc finger protein 329-like
Exons: 2
Coding region: 3145-5310 (721 amino acids)
Biological process (GO): regulation of transcription by RNA polymerase II
Molecular function (GO): RNA polymerase II cis-regulatory region sequence-specific DNA binding; DNA-binding transcription factor activity
Source: RefSeq, a predicted model, not a curated record
UGCUAUACAAGCUGUUAUUUUGGAAGCAUUGAAGUCACUGACUUAGUGCAACGAGUGAUUCGACAAUUUAUACGAGACUGUAGUAUAACAAAUAACCGAUUACAUUGCUAAUGUCCAUACUUCGUUUCUUUAAUACAGAAUCUUCUCUACUUCAACUCUGAUAUAGAAUAAAUGAACACGUUAUGAUUAUUUAUCUCUCGUUUGUUAGCUCACGAAAUUAACUCAUGAUUACCGAUUAAAAUUACCACUAUACAAGUUUUUUUUAAGUCAAUUUUCCUUUUUUCCGACACUAGACCAGCCUCAGGUCUAAUAUUGCUUGAAAGGGGAACGAUUUAUGUUUUCCGUUGAUGUGCGUCAACGAUAAAAGGCAAGCGUCAACAAUCGACGUUUAUGUGCAGCUCGUAACGCUGUAAACAUACAAUUUGUAGAUACGUUCCAAUGUCAUUACCGUGAACCAAGAGUUUGGGGCGUGGCUGUCAACACUUUAUGGAGAUAUCUAUUAUAUCGACUAACGGCACUUGCUUCAAAAAAAUCAUCUAGGAUCAAUUUAACGAUGGUGUGUCUUUAUCGAAUACACAAGUAAACUGCGAUCACUUUUUAAGUACAGAAUCGAGUCACAAAAGUUUCGAAAAGUAAAACGAGUUUUUUUACGAACGGAACAACCAAGAACCAACUUUUUCUCGAUCGUAGCAUUCCAAAUUAUUUUGCAAUUAAAAUAUGUACAGGAAAUUUAAAAUUGUACAAAAAAAAUAAUGUUUGAGCUAAAAUGUUGAAAUGUUAACGUGUAGCAUGCCGUAAAUGAUGUUUUGCUGGCGUUUCGCGCGCCAUCUCUCAGGAAAAGAUGGUACGAUGUUUUAUGACGAUUACUUCGCCCCUCUACACGGUCCGUGAAUAUCAUCGGCAGAGUCGAACGUGGUUCGAAGAUGGCGAUACGAGGGUAGGGUUGAGCGGACGCUUCGCAAGGAAGCCUUUUCCUCGUCGUGAUAGCUGGAAUUUCGAGCCAUCCCGUGUUUGAUGGUGGCGGGUUCUUCGCUUUUCACUAAUCAAGAGAGCGAUUCACAGAUGGGAAAGGCUAAGGCUACUAACACAGCUUACUAAUCCAGGCGAGAGUAAAAUUGUAUCGAUAUAUCACACGCAUCGCAUAUGUGCGUAUUAUGUUAUUUUCGUGAAAGGAACUAGGUCGCGAAAUUGCAAAUAACCAGGAGGCGUUCUCGUUUUCGGGCUCGAAGGCAGUCUAGUCAGGAAAGAAAGGGACUCCUUAAAGAGGAAAUUAUGACGCAACCAAGAUAAGGGGAGAUUAUACGAUGAACUCGAAACGUCAAAGCGUAAAUAUAGGAGUGCGAUAAGUAAGUGGAUCGUAUCACGAAUCUCGUUGAGAUUCUGUCGUCGAAGCGCCACGUAAACCUUGAACAAGUUUCGAACGAAUCGGCCUGGGUUAGGUGCGUGUCUAUGAUAUAACAAUGUCUGUAACAAUGCUUGUACUGCGUCGCAAUUACCAAAGGCAUAUCAAGUAACCAAAGAACCGUUUAAUUAAGCUUUGAGUCGAGUCGAUCUUGGCCGGUAUUAUCGUUGCGUUACGAGGCUGGGUCAACGGUCUAACUCAACUUGGGGAUGUUCGAUUCUUGUCAAAUAAUUGAUCUCACGUAUUUGAAAUUUGUAAGUUAGGUAUCGUUGUUUAAAACGUUCAGAAAUGACACGGUACUUUGUCGAACAAGAAGAAGAAAGAAAAUAAAAGAAAAAAGAAUGAAACAUCUCACGUUCAACUAUCCUUGGGUAGAAUUUUAUUUCCGAUAACGAUGAUCGAAACACGUGGUCUUUUAACCUGAAAUUGAUCAAUCGCUGUCCUGGUAUUUGAAGAAAUUCAAAACAAUAAUAGAAGAGGAAUAAUGAGGAUUGGCGAGGCGCGUGCAGAAUCGGAGGCGGUGGUAGUAGCGAAUGAUAGAGUCGCAGGGGAGAAAGGUGAGAGGUCGCAGACGAAACGCAGGCAGGAGGGUCGGUAGAACGAAAGGGGUAUAGAAAGAGUCUGCCGUCGCCGGCAGGGCAGCAGGGCAGCAGGGUGUGCAGGGGUGUAGGGGGUGAAAUCAGACCGAUAUCGACCGCGAAUUGCGCUUGCGUGGAAAAAGGCGCGCAAUCGCCGUCGAGGAAACGACGUUUCGUAUCGUCGCGAGGAAGAGGAAGCUCUCGCAGUCGGUCGAUCGUCGCGGCGACGGGCACGGAGAAACGCCGUUCUGUCGUCCCUUUUUAUCGACAGACUCGUUAUCCCACGACCAAUCCUCUUCUUGCACCUUCAACGUUCGAUCGUUUCGCCCGAAAAAGAAAAUUGCUCUCGCCGCAUCACGAGCGCCACGGUUUAGCUCGAUUCGUCGGCCGUCGCGCGUGGAAACCCAGCGCGUAUUCAUCGAACACGACACUUUCGCUCCAACUUCCGGUAUCCUUCUCGCCCUUCUCGGUGAUUCCAAUGCGCGCACGAACCGUCCUCGUAUUUCCGGGAAGGCAGCAGCACGCAAGACGGGAGAAUCAUUGCUGGUAAGCGUACCGUGCGUCGAAAUCGUAGGCGAGAAGCGUUUGGAGAACCAAACUACCUGCCAAACGGAGAAACGAUUGAUUCGUCGUGCCUUCGGCGUCUUUCGACUCCUUCUCUCCAAUCGUUCACCGACUCUAUCCCAGUUUCAUCCUCCACGGGAAGCUAAUUCGACCAACGCGCUCCAGAAGCUGACAGGAAUGAUCGCGAAUUUCUCGGGUGGAGUUCAACGCGAUUACAGGGUAAAUCUGCUCGAGAAAUCGUGCAUAAGAAUCGUGGCGAGAGAGAAAAAGGAAAUGCCAGCGUAGCAAGAAAAAAAGACAGCGUUGGAGAGACUAUCGGAUAGAUAAGUGUCCGAUAACCGGAGCGUAGCUUGCUUACGUGUCUCCGUCGCUGACUAACAACUCCCUUCAACGUUACCGAUUCCUUUUCCUCAAACACCGUGCCGAUAAAAGAUAAACCUGGAACUUGAUCCAAGGUGAUACGAUCAGCCUGGUCCGACCGAAAUUCACGAUCGGUUCCAGUAUCGCUCUACACGUGACAAAUGGCGUCGAGCAUCGAAAUCUCUCGAGCCUGAGAGACUCCAAGGCUGUCUCUGGACCGAGGAAGACAAUAAAGGGCAAAUGGCCGCGCUUAAUCUGCAGCAAACCGUUUUAACUGAAACGGCUGCUUCUGAAACACGCGAGCAAGUCGAGCUGACGGAACUGCUGCCUGUGAAACACUCGCGCAUUAGGGAAAACGUUGUCUUCGAAGAUUCGAAUGCAAACUUGAACGGAAAUUUAGACAGAGACGCGAAUCCCGAGGAUGCAACAGACGCUUUAAAAGUGCUACGGAGAUUUGCCACCGAUGGUUGCAUCGAGGAUGACCAAGAGUUCCAGCUGCGGGAUUUCACGUUUUGCGGGAAGAUCGAGCGGCAACGAAAGCAAGGAAAUGACAAACAGUCGCAAGGGAAACCUCGCGAGGGGAAAGAGAAGAUGGAGGAUCGGACGUUCGAGGGCGAAGCGAUUAAACGGAAACGGAAGGGUAUCGGUAGAAAGACCGUCCCUCGGGCAAAGUCCCGAAAGAAGAAAUUCGUUACCAGAGAGCAGGGAGAAGGAAACGGGGGGAAUGGGUUCGGAGAAAAGAAGAGGACCUUACUGGACUGCGAGGAUAAAGCGUAUCUGGAUUUCGACAGAAGCAAGGAUUUCAGCGACGAGAUUUACGUAUUUAGACGUGAACCUUUGUACCCCAACGCUCGAAACGAUUAUCCCACGAGCACCAAUGUCGCGUUAUUCGAACAUAUGCCUUCUCAAGAAGAGAUCGACGACCAGGAAGAUCCCACGGAAGAAAAGUCCUGUUUAAGCAUCGAGGCGAUCAUCGAGGCCAACUACCUUCUCGAAGGCGAAAACAACAACGUGUUGCGUUCGGCCAGAGAGAAGGUUCGCGACAUGUGCGUAAAUUCGUUGAGCCUGGACGCGAGUAGCGAAUUAUCCAGGAAGGAAUACAUCGAAACAGAAGUUGACAACAUCGACGUUGACGAGGACGAGGCAUUGUCCAACUGUACCGAGUACGAGGAAAAGAAAUACUGUUGCGUGGUCUGCGAGGCACGAUUCAAAGGUAGCGGAGGACUCCGUAACCAUUACAAGAUCGUGCACGGAGCAGGACCGAUUUUCAAAUGCGACGAGUGUGGAAAAGAGUUCCCUCUGAAGGAGAGGCUGAAGCUUCACGUGAGGACUCACACCGGCUUCAAGCCGUACAAGUGCCCAGAGUGCGAUAAGAGCUUCGCCAGAGGUGGCCAGCUGGUGCAACAUCGACGCACUCACAGCCAGGUAAAGCCUUACCGUUGCGGUCUGUGUUCAGGCACGUUCACCUGUGCAGCAAACUUGGCGCUUCACGUGAAACGCCACAACGGUCAGAAGGAUCAUAAAUGCGAGAUCUGUGGCCGAGCAUUCGUUCGACGGGAUGCAUUGAAGAAACACCUAGAAUGCCUUCACAGAGACGUAAAAUCCUUCUUGUGCGUCAUCUGCAACAAAACGUUCAAAGGCCAUCUGCCUCAGCACAUGAGGACUCACGCUCGCGAUAGACCCCAUGGAUGCGCCACUUGCGGCCAGAGAUUUGCGCAAAAAUCCCAGCUGACCGUUCACCAGAGGACACACUCUGGACAGAGACCGUUCAGGUGUCUCGUCUGCUGGCAGGCGUUCGCUCACUCGACGGCCCUCAAGCUACACACUAGGAGACACACCGGGGAAAGACCCUUCAAGUGCGCCGAGUGCAACGCUGGUUUCACUCAGCUACCUCAUUGGAAGAAGCACAUGAAGUGUAUCCAUGGCAGAAACGAGCCCUAUGCUUGCAAACGAUGCAAGAGUUUCUUCAGGAUCAAAAACGACCUCGAAUGCCACGAAAAAACUUGUCAUCCGGAGUUAGGCUCGAGCAAUCUGGAUGGAUCCAGCAACUCGGAAACUAUCCUCAACGAAAUCAUGGACAAACCCUCCCUACCGCCUUCCAAGUACCGAGUGAUGACUGUGGAAAGGAUGAGACUGUUACUCGCUGUAUUGUUGAAGAGGAUCAGCAAGCAGGAGAGGCUAGACGAACUAGGCUUUGGGAAAAGGUUGAUCGACGAGGUUCUUCACGACUCCCUGAUAUCCGCUGGCAAGGAUCCGGUCGUCCGUGACGGGCUCACGGAACUGGAGACUCUUACCAGAAAUCUCGAGAUAUUCCUGAAAUGGACAGUGCCCAAGGAACACUGGGAGAACUUUUGUAGGCUGAAUAAAACUCCCGAAGAUAUCUUAGAAACUCUUACUGCUACCUAAGCAAAAGAUUGGGCUUUAAUCGUCAAAGAAUCGUUUCAACUGCUCCUCGAAAAAUCAGUGGAACCCCGAGUAUCCGCGGAAGUCGUCCGGUCGUCCCGUAACAAACUUCGAGAAACGUCGUAUAAUUUAUUCGGAGGAAUAAUCGAUAUCGAUAACAUUUCAUAGAAUUUCGUUUAGUUUAACAUUGAUAUUUGCUAGUCCAAAGUGCAUAAACGCGACGUCUAUGAAAACAUUGAAACAACUUCUUUCUCUCCUCCGACUCUAUCAUUCUUAAGGUGCGUUAGUUAAGAGAGAUCGACUGAUUUAUCAUUUAAAUCCAAGAAUGCCUCGUGUGCAAAUUGAUGGAGAGAUCGAUUCGACAUGUGGGGGCCAUAAAUGUGAUGAUUUAUGCUGCCGAUUAGGAAAAUGGCCUAAAUCAAUCUUCUUCGUUAUCUUUGACAAGUUCUCUUCUUUUUAUUACUUUAGUUAAUAGGGAAAUACUAUUCAAGACUGAUGACCACCACUCGUGUCGAUCAAUGCAGUGCGAUAUAAACGAUUAAUUCAAUUGUCCUAGACAAUUAUUCCUAGCUACUUUAUAAUUACCGCUACAUUUGUUUGGGGGUUGUUUACACGUGUGUGGCGUAGUCGCGUUAGAUGGCAAGCGCAGACGCCGCCGUUAAAUCUGACAUUGUACACGUUUCGACGACAGGUUAGACAUUUAGAAUGUCAUAGAAAAAAGUCUCUGUUCGCUAUCGGUGUUGAGACUUGUGUAUAUUUCUUUUUACGGUCAAGUGAACUAUGAUACUUUUAGAUAAUAUUUACCGAUGGAAGAACAAUUCGCGAUGAAAUCAUCAUCAUAAAUCCUUACGUCUGUGGCUCCUAAUACAUCUAAGAAGAAACGUGUCGAAAACCAAUUACUGUUCUGCAAAGUAUGAAGCACUGAUGGCAGACGCGGGGUUUACGUGCAACUUUUGAGGUAUUAUUUUUUACGGAAUGUUUCGUUUUUUGUUAUUUGUCGAGUCGCAUAAGUAUUAUCGUGACACAGAGCCUAGCACUCGAGUCAUGUCGCCGUAUACACUUUUUCAAAUUGAAGAAAUAUUUAAGAUAUCGAUUUGAAUAUUUGUUCGUUUCAAGUGAUUCAUCUCUGAAAAGGUUAGAAACGCGUUCGAAUGUUUUCCCCACCCCACGAGUGCCAUGUGUCAUUGUCAUUGUACUUGCCGCAUUACAAUAUCAAAGAGUGUGCGUUAUUUACGUUGUUACAUAGGAAAUAUAUGUUGCUCGUGAUAUGCGAAAGAACAUACGGUACUUAUUGAAAUGGGAUAAUUAAAAAAAAAAAGAAACGACCCGCGACUAGAUUAACGAUAGAAUGUAUCGAGUCUCGUUUCGAUCUAUUCAACCGUACGUUCUUUGCCUUUUUAAAUUUAGUAUAGGAGAAAAAGAGGUAUAUUUUGGACGUAAAAGUGCGCGAAAAACGGAAAACCAUAAGAAACUUCUUGCCAUAUUUAUUAGCGUAUAUCUAUGCAUGCGAGUGCACACAGUGUCGUUGAAACGUCAUUAUAAUUGCACACUUUAGCGUAUAGUUGCUUAGGUUCUUAGACGGUCCUUUACGAAAAUUGAAGAGGCUAAACGCGAUCCUAGGAUUGCCAUUUUGUUGCAAUUUAUUCUUUUAGUUAAAUGUUAUCGCACUUCGUUCAUGUGCGCAGACAUGUAUCAAGUUGCCAAGAAAUGUUAACGUGGCGCCAUUCGUUUUAUUUUUUGUUGAAAUUGCGAGGAAGGUUAUGUUUACAAAUAUAAUUUAGUGAGAUUGUGGUGUGUGUCAUACACGUCGAAACAAAAAUAUUAUACGCUCUAAACUUCGCAAAGCAUUUCUGU